CCCAGGGAAAGAACAUGAUUUACAGAGUGAUAAUCAAGGGAGAACGAAAGGACAUGAUUGUGAAAUAGGAGCGAUCUGCGGACUUUUUCAUCAACAAGGUAUCAAACCAUGUGGACGCUCACGAUGCUUGGAGGACAACAGCCGUGGAAGCUAUGCGAUAAGUUCAAUUAGCCCGCUAUAACACAAUAAAUUGGCCCGGGAAACUGAAUGUUCCUGAUACGAUCAACGUGUUUUACUAUGCAUUUCAAAGUUUGUGACUGGCUUAAUUGAUGAGGAAACAUGCACAUUCGACUAGGAUUCUAGGUGCGUUUUUGUUUAAUUUGAUAGACUGAAUAACCGCUUGGUUGUAGUUCGUCGAAUACUUCUAGUUUCAAAUGAUCCAUGACCAUUCGUCGAAUACUUCUACAUGUAGUUUCAAAUGAUCCAUGACCAUCGUGUUGAUUGGGAAGUUGUCGGAUUGGUUUCAACUGUUUGCAUUGGAAAGGGGAACUGACCAAAAAAGGAGCGGUUUUACUGUACAUUCCUCGCAAAACAUACUUAAAUGGAACGACACCAUCUACAGUUCUCUUAAGGUUUAUGCCUAUGUAUUCGACAAGUCUCGUUUGGUGAACGUGGUACAACCUACUCGCCGCCUAUAUACAGUACUGAUCACUUAUAGGGCACUGUGCUUCAACAGCAAGCUCAUGAGCAUCUCAUGUCUUCCGCAAUAUUACUGUAUAGGAGAUCAACACCGAAAUGAAUUCAACCAAUAUACCUAUCGAAGUAGUAUUUAACACGGAAAAUUCUUCACAACCUCAACGAUGUCUGUAUCGUACGAAGUUCAUCGACACGAAUGCAGAAUUGGCAAGAUUUCUGUUCGUGGUGCCAAUAUGGCUUGUGGUCACUCUACUGGGCCUCAUAGGGAACACGCUCGCCUACCUGGUCCUCCGGAGAGAACUACGUCCAUCAUCUACGUCAUAUCUCCUGAAGACAUUGGCGGUUGUUGACAAUCUAGUCUUGGUGACCUUGACCUUAGACGAUUCGUUUUUAAGGAUAUAUGCAAGUACAGGUGUAUUCGAGUCUUACUAUGAGUUCUACAUGAUAGCGCAUCCGUUUGUUUGGCCUUUUAAGUGGUUCAUUAAAACAUUGUCUGUCUACACCAUUAUUCUCGUCACGGCGGAACGUUACAUAGCAGUUUGUAAGCCAUUGCAAGCAGCGUCAUGUUGCACUAUCAAGAAAGCAAGGAUCGCAUUUCUUGCGGUGUGUCUCUUCUCUCUUCUGUACAAUCUUCCGAAAUGUUGGCAAUUAGAGACAAUCUACAAAUUCGACACAUGCACAGGAAGAAAUAGACCAUACCUUAAAAAACGAGAAACUUUCGAUGGUGAUUUAUUUUUGGGUACAGUAUACGCUGUCGCCCUCUAUAUAGUUAUUCUCUUUGUCGUACCACUCCUCGUGCUCACUGUCUUGAAUGUUUUCCUUAUACGGAUGAUUAAAGGGGGCACCACUUGUGAUUUGAAAUUGAAAGUUUAUACAGACAAGCGAAUGAGACAUAAGAAGCAAAUCACUAGGAGAAUUGUAAUAAUCGUGUUUGCGUUCGUGAUUCUGGAACUACCAGUUUUUGUAAUGAACAUUGUAAACAUCUCUGUGCGUGGUUUUGAACUCAAUCAUGAUAAUCAGCAACUCAGGCUUCUUAUAUUUCAUUUGCUACAUAUUGCGUACGUCAUUUCCGGCAUGAAUUCCGUGGUCAAUUUCUACGUGUAUUUCCUGACCGGAUCAACUUUUCGGCACAGCCUAUGGAAAAUGAUAACUGGAAAACGACAUAGAAUACGACAAAGCCGUACAUCAGGGACUCUAGAAAGUGACAAUGACUUGACCCAUAUAACGGAAGUGACCGCCAUGCAGGCGGUAUGUGUUCAUGUGGCCCAGCGAAGCACUAACAGCUCUGUUUCAAGUUCUAACAAGCAAAGUUCAUUCAUUAAGUUGGACGACGUCUCUGAUUGCGCGUAGCCUGCAUUAACAAAGAUCACACAAAAAACGUGAUUUGACAAAACUACAUGUCUUUUAGUUUCCAGAAGCAUGAUGAAUGUAUUUAGUAUUAACAGAAGUGAGGGCUAAUUUAUUGUCAAAAGUUGGUUUAAAGGUUAAAUGCCAAGGUUAGGCCUAAUCUUAAUCAAAGUACAUCAGGAUAACCUUUUGUUACCUUUAGAUGUCAAAUGUAGUAAAUUUAUUUGCAUAAAUAUCGCAUGGAAUAAAGAAAUUCAAAUAAACCGCCCUGUCUCAGCGUGAAUUUGCUUCGGCAAAGUUCGUAUUUCGUUCGGAAACUCUCGCGGUUUUGGGGAAUUCCAAAUGAGGAGUGACGUCACUAGUGCUGUCAUUGUUAGACUGAUCCCACUGCCUGCAUACACAAACGCCAUGCUGUAGAUGCCUGCGCAAGACAGGAGACCAGUUUUGUUUUCAUUCAUCUGACAGCUGAUUCUACUUUCUGGUUGCGUUCACGCCGUUCCUACCAUGUAAAACCAAUUAUUUUACAUGUUCUAAAGCAAAAAUGGUUUACUGCGUUGCACCAAACUGCAGCAGUGAUUCAACGAAGGUGUUGAAAGUAGAUGGGGUCGGUUAUUACAAUUUUCCUCGCGACAAGAAGGCCCGAAAAGUAUGGGUAAGACGCAUGCAUCGUCCGUCUUCUUGGGUCCCGUCUCUCGGUGCGAGGGUAUGUUCGAAGCACUUCGUUGCCGGAGAUUACCUGCUGGACCCAGCCAUAUGCCGUGCGAUAGGAUUUGACCCUAAAAAACGCCUCUUGAAGCCAGGUGCCUUCCCUACACUCUUCAGUCAUGGUGAAGGCGAUGCCAUGGAUGGUACGCCUACGACCAGUGCGCCGCGGUCAGCUGUGCAGAAGAGGGCACAUCAGCAGGCUGUAGCAGAGGCGGUAGCGGGAUACAACGUGUUGUAUGGAGAGGAGGCGGAGGAGGCAGCUGAGCAGGAUGAUGGUUUUUUGAUGGCUGAUGAAGGCCGAUUUGAGGAGGUUGGCAAUCACCUAAUAGAGGAUGCAGUACUGCCACAGAGUUUAGACGAUUUGGAGGUUUUGCCACAAGAACACCCUGAAACCUUUGCCAUUGGGACACAAGUUGGCUCCUCAGUCUCCAUGCGGUUUGCCAAGGCUGUCCAGGUCAAUAUUGUCACUGGGUCUCGGAACAAAGGUUCGCAGACAACCUCCUGCACCGGGGAUAUUGGCUGUCAGGCAGAACCAGAAGUCCGAGAAAUUGCCAUUCAGACAGAUCUGUUUGACAUUGAUGUGCCAGUUUUCCAAGGCUUGAAACCAAGUGAUGAAGACAUGGAGGAUGAAGAGGUGCACUUUCCAAGUCAGGAAACGAUGAAGACUGAUGACAGUGACGAUGAAGACUGGGAGCCAUGUGAAGAUGAUUAUUGUCAAGAAUUUGAUGACUCGCUCCUUGAUGAUGAAAAUGUGUAGCAAGGCCCACAAGGAACUUACGCUGAUUCUCACUCAAAAGAUAUUGCUCAAGGACAUCAGAAAGGUUUCACCAGGAGUACAGACUUCAUCUCUUGAGUCGUAUCACAAAAUUGUUGGUUAUUUCGCUCCCAAAUCCCGCCAUUUCUUCUAUGAGCCAAUGAAAGCAAGGUUACUGCUCGCCACACUCCACUUUAAUGAAAAUUCAAAUCGGAAACAGCGUAUGGGACAAGAUGAACAGCCGCAGUGGUCGAUUUCAUACCCCAAGGGGAGAGGAGGAGCUGCAGUAGCAAAAGAGGUCAAAAUUGAAUCAACAUAUGACUAUGUACAGCUAAUUCUGGAGGACCUGCUGAAGCGGAGAGAUGACCUGCCAUCUUACAAAUUGGCAAGAGAUGCAAAGGACAAGUACCAAGUGACUCAUCCUAUUCCAGGUCCAGUGUGCUCAAAGUACGACAAGCAGG
This is a messenger RNA of Lineus longissimus, 3903 nucleotides long. RefSeq lists its product as uncharacterized. The transcript has 8 exons. The record is from RefSeq and is a predicted model, not a curated record. NCBI's taxonomy places the organism in Eukaryota, Metazoa, Nemertea, Pilidiophora, Heteronemertea, Lineidae. Bases 2525 to 3445 code for a protein of 306 amino acids.